UCACACUGCUGUUGCUAGGUGGACCACACCAGGAAGGAAAUUGGGUAUAAGUCUCUGAGAAACAAAACCAUUUUCUCUUUCAUUUUUAGCCAGAUUUCACCCUCUUAGCAAGGAACAGAGAAAAGACAAGAGAGGUUGUUUCUGGGAGCCAGGGAAGAAAACCAAACAACUAGUGGCCACAGAACCUUCCAGUUUUUCAAAGCAGCCCUUGGCUAAAACCGACUUCAGGAAUGUUUUUAUCACAGAGUAUAAAUAUGAAUGAGGCCGUUUCUGAGGGAGCAGACGAGGGAAGACACCCAACACAACUUGUCAUCUUUGGCUCUCCAGCUUUUCAAAGCAGCCUUUGCUAUUAAAAGGACAACUGAAAAAUCCAGAACAGCUAUGCCUGGUACCAAUUCAAAACAAUUUAUGGAAAAGGAUCUUGCAGAGCUGAAAGCCUCUUUGGAACGAAGCAUUCUCCAAAAAGUUUUAGCUGAUAUUGAUAAAGAGUCAAAUGUAUUAAAGAACACAACACUUGAUAUUGCGUUCACGGGGGUUUCAGGGGCUGGUAAAUCAUCCCUCGUGAAUGCCUUCCGCAAUAUUUCAGAUUUUGAAGAAGGCGCAGCUAAAACUGGGGUGAAACAGACAACUAUGGACCCAGAGCCAUAUUCCCAUCCUACUUACCCAGAACUAACAUUAUGGGAUCUACCAGGAAUAGGGACACGUGAAUUUAAACCAAAGGAAUACCUUCAGAAGGUAAAUUUUAGCAGGUACGAUUUCUUCAUCAUCGUCGCCUCAGAACGCUUCACGGACCAUGACACCAUGCUGGCCUCAGAAAUAAAAAAGAUGCAGAAGAAGUUUUACUUUGUUCGCACCAAAGUGGAUCAGGCUAUAGAAGCUGAAAGAAGGAAGCCGAACUUUAGUGAGAUGCAAACCUUGGAAGAGAUAAGAAAAUAUUGCCUUUGCAAUCUGAAAGAGGAAGGAGCGGAUGAUCCCAGAGUUUUUCUCAUAUCCAGUUGGUAUUUGAGUAAGUAUGACUUCCCUCUCCUGCAGAAGACUCUGGCAGGUGACCUGAAUGACAUCAAGAGACCGCUUCUAAUUAUGGCUAUGCCAGCGUUCUCGAGAAAAGCCCUGCAAGAAAAAAAGGCUGUUAUGGAGGCCGUUAUAUGGAAGAAAGCCCUUUUGUCUUGUGGCGUUGGGGCGAUCCCUAUGCCAGGGCUCUCUCUCGCUUUUGAUAUUGGCCUCUUGGUGACAACAAUGAAAGAGUUCUGCAAGGCCUUUGGCUUGGAUGAAGAUUCCCUCCGUAAUCUUGCAAAGCGGGUUGGCAAACCUGUCGAGGUGCUCAAGUCUGCUGUCAAAAAGUCUCCGAUGUCCAACCAGAUCAACCCGGAAUUCGUACAGUCUCUCACAUCCAAGUCCUUGUUGUGUUGCUCUGCAAUGGUGCUGGAAGAGCUUUCCGAUUUCAUACCUGUCUUAGGCUCCCUAGUAGGUGGCGUUAAUUCUUUUGCCACCACACGCUACAUGCUGAACCGCUUCCUAGAUGAUGCUCUGGAAGAUGCUGAGAAUCUUCUCACAACAGAGCCUGGAGGAGGCAGGCCAAGCGAUCCCGAGCUCAGCAUGCAUGUGGCUGUGGUGGCCUUGCUGAUUGUGAAGUUGGGCAGGAGGGGAAAUUCUGGUCACUGGGCUGACACUGGUGACCGAGCAGAGUGGCCAUACCAGCAACAGUCAUCCUCUCAGGUCUUCUUGUUGGAUCACCACCUGCAGAGAUGCAAAACGGAAACAUUGUGCUCAGUGCUGGGAGCCAUACCCAGUGCAAGGCACAUGCUCGGCCAGGCGCUGUGCCCCAUCCCCAACCCAGAUGGCACUGUACAUCGCCCCCCAACCUCGCUGCCGGAAUCUCUGCUCCUCACCGUGAUCCGUGCUGCUAUGGCUGGUACCAAUUCAAAAAAAUUAUCAGGAAAUGAUCUUGCUGAGCUGAAAGCCUCUUUGGAACGAAGUAGUAUCCAAAAGAUAAUAGCUGAUGCUGAUAAAGAGUUAAAAUUAUUAAAGAACACAACGCUUGAUAUUGCUUUCACGGGGGUUUCAGGGGCUGGUAAAUCAUCCCUCGUGAAUGCCUUCCGCAAUAUCUCAGAUGAUGAAGAAGGCGCAGCUAAAACUGGGGUGAAACAGACAACUAUGGACCCAGAGCCGUAUCCUCAUCCUAGUUACCCAGAACUGACCUUAUGGGAUCUACCAGGAAUAGGGACACGUGAAUUUAAACCAAAGGAAUACCUUCAGAAGGUAAAUUUUAGCAGGUACGAUUUCUUCAUCAUCGUCGCCUCGGAACGUUUCACAGACCAUGACACCAUGCUGGCCUCAGAAAUAAAAAAGAUGCAGAAGAAGUUUUACUUUGUUCGCACCAAAGUGGAUCAGGCUAUAGAUGCUGAAAGAAGGAAGCCGAACUUUAGCGAGACCCAAACCUUGGAAGAGAUAAGAAAAUAUUGCCUUUGCAAUCUGAAAGAGGAAGGAGCGGAUGAUCCCAGAGUUUUUCUCAUAUCCAGUUGGUAUUUGAGUAAGUAUGACUUCCCUCUCCUGCAGAAGACUCUAGCAGGUGACCUGAAUGACAUCAAGAGACCUCUUCUGAUUAUGGCUAUGCCAGCGUUCUCGAGAAAAGCCCUGCAAGAGAAAAAGGCUGCUAUGGAGGCCGUUAUAUGGAAGAAAGCCCUUUUGUCUUGUGGCGUUGGGGUGAUCCCUAUGCCGGGCCUCUCUCUCGCUUUUGAUAUUGGACUCUUGGUGACAACAAUGAAAGAGUUCUGCAAGGCCUUUGGCUUGGAUGAAGAUUCCCUCCGUAAUCUUGCAAAGCGGGUUGGCAAACCUGUCGAGGUGCUCAAGUCUGCUGUCAAAAAGUCUCCGAUGUCCAACCAGAUCAACCCGGAAUUCGUACAGUCUCUCUCAGCCAAGUCCUUGUUGUGUUGCUCUGCAAUGGUGCUGGAAGAGCUUUCCGAUUUCAUACCUGUCUUUGGCUCCCUAGUAGGUGGCGUUAAUUCUUUUGCCACCACAUACUACAUGCUGAAGUGUUUCCUAGAUGACGCUCUGGAAGAUGCUGAGAAUCUUCUUGCAACAGUUGCCGAGUCUUAAUCGCACGGACUCAAGAUCCUUCUGAAAAGAUCCUGCAAUUAACCUUCAUUACCGCAGUUAUUGUUUAUGUGCAACCCUUACAGGUUCAGUAGUCUUCUGAAAGAAUGGGUUUGGCAACUCAUUCUGAAAAGUGAUGAUCAAGUUUGGGGGGAGCUUCAUGAUUACUUUGUUUUGUUUUUAGGAUGUUCUUUGCAAAGAUCAUUAACAAUAGAGAAUUGUCAACUCUGGCUUGGGACGUUCCUUGAGAUUUGGGGGCAUUUUCUGGGAAGGGUGGAGUUUGGGGAGGGGAUGCCAUAAAGCCCAACCUCUGAUGCUGCCAUUUUUUCCAGGAAACCUGGUCUCUGUAGUCUGGAGAUUUAAAUCACAGAUAAUCACGUAUGUUCGGGGGUAAUUCUCUUAACCCCUGGUAAAGUUCACCAGAUGGCCACUGUGGGCACAGGAUUAAUUUCUUUUAUCUUUGGGCCAAACUACAAGUGACGCCUGACACUAGUUGGACACUUGUCAGCUUCCCUCAAGUUUUGAUGGGAAAUGUAGGCCGCUUGGCGGAAUGUUGGACAAGUGACAGUUGAAAAGUCCAUUGAACAGCAGUCGGAGAGCCAAGCUGCAAGACCAGGACACCUACAUUUCCUAUCAAAACUUGAGGGAAGCUGGCAAGUGUCCAACUAGUGUCAGGCAUCACUUGUAGUUUGGCCCUUAGACAGCCUACAGAUGUAGUUGAAGAACCUGUGGAUUUAUGGUCUAAUUGCUAGUAAGAGGUAAAUUUAGCCUUUUAAAUCUUGCUAUAGAAAUUAACGAGUAAUGUCAGGUCUGUCUCAGAGACCAGACAUUUUAUCUACAGUAUGUUAAAGUGAAAGAUUUAGUUCAGUUUUGAUUGUUACUCUGCCUUUAAAAUCAAGCUGAGAGCUGAUUAUGUCUCUGCUGUUGGGAUUCUCAGAAGGUUGAGGUGAGAUAUUGGUGUGCAAUGGGUUAAAAAUGUUUCACAGCAUUCUGACACUUUUAACUGAAACUUUAUUAGCAUUAAACACCAUGUAUUCAGUUAUGUUUGAGAAAUGUUAGAUUUGAUUUUUCUUGCAUGUGUUUUCUAUAAGAUUAUUUCAUAUGUGUAUGUAUUUUUUAAUUUCUUGCCUAAUAAAAGGCGUUAUGGCUUAUUUCAAUAAAGAUCAUUAGCUGGCUGAAAA
Molecule: messenger RNA, 4274 nt
Organism: Eublepharis macularius
Lineage: Eukaryota; Metazoa; Chordata; Lepidosauria; Squamata; Eublepharidae
Exons: 6
Coding region: 259-3096 (945 amino acids)
Cellular component (GO): membrane
Molecular function (GO): GTP binding; GTPase activity
Source: RefSeq, a predicted model, not a curated record